AUGAUUGUGAACGUCGAAAAGCGACUGGAAGAUGGGUUCGUGGUCAAGUUCGAUUAUUACGAGUAUAAUCAAGAUCAAUACAGACAAAGCAAUACUCCCUUUAAAUGUAUAGAGGAGGGGUACCAUCCCGAUCCGUAUGACUGUAGAGUUUAUUAUAGAUGCGUAGAUUGGGGCAACGGCAGCCCGCUGACGACCUUCAAAUUUGAAUGCGGAAUAGGUACAGUGUUCUCGAAGGAUAAGGGAGAUAUUUGUACGCAUCCAGAAGAUAGUGGUCGGCCUGAAUGCGGCAGCUCCGAAAAUGAACUCGAUUCAAAUGUACAAGACCCUCCUCCUAUAUGGACAACAACAAUACGGCCAACUGUGUCGUCACAAUCAACUAUAAUACAGUCUCCAAUAACUAAACCCUCUACAAUCACGACUGAAGCUCCGACAACAAUAAAAAAACCAGAAACAACAAUAUUACCACCAUUAACAAAUCGACCAGCAACAGGCGAACCGGAAGAUAACACUAUUAAUUGUCAAAAUGAAUACCAAAAAUGUACACAAGAAGGAUUUUUAGCUGAUACAUGUGAUUGUAGAAAAUUCUACAGAUGCGUAAACAAUGGUUAUGAAAAGUUUACAAAAUACGAUUUUAAAUGUGGCGUAGGAACUGUUUGGGAUCCAGAAAUUCAAGCAUGUAAUCACGCUUGGGCUGUUACAAGGAAAGAUUGUAGGCAGAACUUGGAAAGUGGAGAUAAUAAUGGACAAUGGAACGGUGACAAUGGAAAUAACAAUGGACAAUGGAAUGGUGAUAUUGGUAGUCCAGGACAACCUGGAAAUCCGAAUGGCCAACCAGGACAACCAGGAGAUCCAAAUGGCCAACCAGGACAACCUGGAGAUCCGAAUGGCCAACCAGGACAACCAGGAGAUCCAAAUGGCCAACCAGGACAACCUGGCGAUCCAAAUGGCCAACCAGGUUCGCCGGGUAGACCAGGUUCUCCAGGAUAUCCUGGAACACCAGGUUCACCAGGUACUCCAGGUACUCCAGGUUCUCCGGGCAGUCCAGGUUCUCCGGGAUAUCCGGGAACACCGGGCUCUCCAGGCACUCCAGGUUCGCCUGGUAGUCCAGGCUCUCCAGGCACUCCAGGUUCGCCGGGUAAUCCAGGCUCUCCAGGCUCUCCAGGUAGUCCAGGUUCUCCAGGAUAUCCGGGAACACCAGGCUCUCCAGGCACUCCAGGUUCUGCGGGCAGUCCAGGAACUCCAGGUUCGCCUGGUAGUCCAGGCUCUCCGGGAUAUCCAGGAACACCCGGCUCUCCAGGCACUCCAGGUUCGCCGGGUAGUCCAGGUUCUCCGGGAUACCCGGGAACACCCGGUUCUCCAGGCACUCCUGGUUCGCCGGGUAGACCGGGCUCUCCAGGUUCUCCAGGUAGUCCAGGUUCUCCGGGAUAUCCGGGAACACCAGGCUCUCCAGGCACUCCAGGUUCUGCAGGCAGUCCAGGCACUCCAGGUUCUGCGGGCAGUCCAGGCACUCCAGGUUCGUCUGGUAGUCCAGGCUCUCCAGGAUAUCCAGGAACAUCCGGUUCUCCAGGCACUCCAGGUUCUCCGGGUAGACCGGGCUCUCCAGGUUCUCCGGGUAGUCCAGGUUCUCCGGGUAGUCCAGGUUCUCCGGGUAGUCCAGGUUCUCCGGGAUAUCCGGGAACACCGGGCUCUCCAGGUUCGCCGGGUAGUCCAGGCUCUCCUGGGAAUCCAGACUCCCCAAAUUCAUCUGGUAAUCAACCGUCAACAGGUAUUUGUACAGUAGAAGGCUUUUUCGCUGAUCCACAAGAUUGUCGCAAAUUUUAUCGAUGUGUCGAUAAUGGUAUGUCCUCCUUUAUAAAAUACGACUUUCAAUGCGGCGUUGGAACCGUCUGGGAUUCGUCUAUUCAGAGUUGCAAUCAUGCUUAUGCUGUACCACAUUGCAAUAAUCAAGCAAACGGUGCAGUUACAGACAAACCCGGCACAUCGAUGAAUGAAGUGAAUAGUACCAUUGGACCAGAUACAAGCAAAUUACCACCGGAAUCUUCUGAAAGCUCGACUUUCCCAACAUCUUCAAAACCAGAGAUACAAUCUUCAACUCAACCUGAUAGUACUACAAAUAAUCCUAUUGCAUCAUCUCAGACGACGUCAACUUCUUAUUUGCCACCUAGUAGUACAUACUCGUCUUCAACAAUGCUUGUUACCGAAUCUGUUUCUUAUGUUCCUCCUGCAUCCCAAAUGACCACUACAUCUGUAUCUUAUUUGCCACCCUCGACUACUACCAGUGAAAUAUCUGGAUCUACAUCUGAAUCAGUUUCAUAUUUACCACCUGAUAAUACUACAACAACUUCACCUCAGAAUGAAAACUCCAAAUGUACUAAAGAAGGUUUCUUUCCGGAUCAUGAUAACUGCAAAAAAUUCUAUCGUUGUGUUCAAGACCAGUCCGGAUAUCAAAAAUAUGAAUUUGAAUGCGGUCCUGGCACUGCAUGGGAUCAAUUAAUACAAACGUGUAAUCAUAUUGAUAAAGUAGCUUCAUGUUCAACAGAUAGUAACGAAAUCGAUCAAGGCCUUGGUUCCAGUACUCCUACAUCUGAACUUCCUGCCAUGAGUAGUUCCACAACUACUGAUUCUAGUCAAACUACAUCUUCAAUUCCAAUAUCUACUGAAAGUACUACAUCCGAAACAUCCACUGAAUCAGACAAAACAGACUCGUCAUCAACAACAAGUACUACUACAUCCAUUAGUAGUAGCGAAAAUCCUGCUUCAGAAUCACCUGAAGAGGCUCAAAUGCCUGGAAGUUCCAGUACGGAAAGUUCGUCCGAAUCCUCAUCUCAAUCUACUUCUGGAUUAAAUGAAGGAUCUUCUUCAUCUACAGAGUCACAUGCACCAGAUUGUGCAACACAAAAACCGAGCAAUGCAAUAAUAUGCAAUAAUGAAGGAUUUUAUCCGCAUCCGAGUAGGUGUGAUAAAUUCUAUCGCUGCGUCGAUAAUGGCAAUGGUUUCAACGUCUAUCAUUUCGACUGCGCACCAGGCACUAUUUUUGAUCCCAGCAUCAAUGUAUGUAAUUAUCCUGAAUCUGUUUAUCCCACAAGAGACUGUACGACUGGAAAUACUUCAAGCAAUGUAGAAUCCACAACUCAAUCCGGAACGUCUGAACAAUCAACAUCAAUGGAAACUACUACUGUAACACAGAGCACUCAGCAAACAGAAGAGAGUACAAGCACAUCAACAGAGAUUGGUACAACGACUUCAUCUACAGAGACCACUUCAGAAGAAAACGCUCCCGCUUCUAGUACAGAAUCAACAACAUCAAAUAUACCAGAGAGUAGCGAAAGUAUGACAGAGUCUACUACUGAAUCAACUACUGACACUACAGAAACCGCUAGCACUGAACAGAGUAGCGAAGCUACAACUGAAGCUGCCGCUUCUACAGAAUCCGGAACGUCUACGACUGAGAUGCAGUCUACGGAAUCCCAGGAACAGUCGACAACUGAAGAAUCAAAAGAACCGUCUACAGAAACUCAAGAACAAUCAACGACUGAACAAUCCACGACAGAAUCUCAAGAACAAACAACGACUGAAUUAUCAGAAUCGACAACAGCAGAGCCAGGAGGCGCAACACCUUGUCUUAUAGGCAAUUUAACUGAUGAGCAAAUAACUCUGGUUUGUCCCACUGGUUUCCGAAGACAUCCGAAACAUUGUAAUCUAUUCUAUCAAUGUUCUUCCGAAGGCAACAUGGAAAUAAAGAUUCUCGUGUUGAGCUGUCCCGAAGACACUAUUUUUGAUGAGAAAAAGGUUCAAUGUUUACCCGAAAGUGAAAGCAGUCAAUCAUGCAUGGGAACCAGAACAAGCGCCAGAUUUUAUAGAAGAUUAGAAGACCAUGCUUCAUCACUCGUAAAGGUAUCGUCAAAUCAACUUUGUCCGCAAGAAGGACAUUUUCCUUACCAACAAGGUUGCAGUAAUACCUUUUACAAGUGUAAACGCGAUAGCCAAAACAAUUUACAGGGAUACCUCUAUAAAUGUCCCGAAAACUUUGUUUAUUGGUCGGUUUCCAGAAGAUGCGAACGUAUGACACGUCUCCCAAUAUGUUCGCAUUUGUCUUACAAAAACAAAAUUGACUGGAACGAUCGAUGGCAAAUCCCGAUAGAACAUUUCAAUCUUUCCGCCAGAAUGUUACACUUCUCUUGA
Molecule: messenger RNA, 4182 nt
Organism: Cyphomyrmex costatus
Lineage: Eukaryota; Metazoa; Arthropoda; Insecta; Hymenoptera; Formicidae
Product: flocculation protein FLO11
Exons: 5
Coding region: 1-4182 (1393 amino acids)
Biological process (GO): extracellular matrix organization
Cellular component (GO): extracellular region
Molecular function (GO): chitin binding; extracellular matrix structural constituent conferring tensile strength
Source: RefSeq, a predicted model, not a curated record